Athalia rosae (coleseed sawfly) is the source of this 2789-nucleotide messenger RNA. It is a transcript of the gene asun, whose product is annotated as integrator complex subunit 13. The transcript is spliced from 9 exons. The record is from RefSeq and is a predicted model, not a curated record. Gene Ontology annotation, biological process: regulation of mitotic cell cycle; centrosome localization. Gene Ontology annotation, cellular component: integrator complex. Bases 327 to 2366 code for a protein of 679 amino acids. NCBI's taxonomy places the organism in Eukaryota, Metazoa, Arthropoda, Insecta, Hymenoptera, Athaliidae.
UCACUAACCCCAAACCGGUCACGUACUCCUUCAGGUUAUUUAUUGGAGCCUGCGUGAAACAUUAUUUACAGGAUAUUCAAAUAAAAAAAAAUACUUAUUUGUCAGACCGAUAUAAAAAUGUAACAAUUCUGUGAUUUUUCACUUUUUCCAACUCAAGUGCCUGCUUUGUUUACGUUUCCAUUUUGUUGUGACAGAAGUCAGAUCUAAAUUCAUGAUUUGAACUGCAGUAAAUCUCACCAUAUGAGAUAGAUCAUUUGCGCGAGAGAAAACCAACAAUGAAUGUCUUUUUCAUUAAUUACUACUUGAUUGAUUAUUAAACUGCCACAAUGUACCCGGCCAAUCACAAGACUGUAUUUGUACUGGACCACACUCCUUAUUUUGGAAUAUCGACAGAAAGUCCUUUGGAAUUCGACUGUCUAAAAAGCCGUGGUCAGAAUUUAAUACCUCUAGCUCCGAUUUGCAAGUCGUUAUGGACUACAAGUGUCGAAUCAUCUAUGGAAUAUUGCCGCAUUGUUUGGGACUUAUUUCCAACAGGAAAACUGGUCAGAUUUGUCGUCAGUGAUCAAGCAGCACACAUACUGAACACCUGGAAUCCUUCACAGCAAAAUUUAUCACAUGUAAUGAAUGGCAUGGCUAUUAUGGGAGUUCCACCACUUGCGCGACAGUCCGGCAUAGAUUUUUCGGUCAUACAUGGACUCCGGGUAGCAAUAGAGGCACUCACUGAAAGUUCAGAAAUUCAGCAAGAAAAGCGAACCUCUCUAAUGGAGAAUGCUGACAAACUGUUGAAUAGUGGAAGAGUUAUCUGCAUAACUAGCGCCAGAGAUAAUGCUAACAUGAAGAGUCUGGAAAACAUAUUCUUGAAUCAGCUUGUACAGCAGAAUAAAAUCGCACUUGCAUCCGAUUCUUUGUUACCAAUUCAUCAUUGUCAUCUGGUCAUCCUCAAUAUAUUUCCUGUUACGACUGUGGAAUGCCAAGUCACAAAUCAACCACUACGUGAGGUAUCGCCUCUUCUAUCAAUGGAGGUACACUCAAUGAAAGCUCCAAAAUUACAUUCAAAAUUGUCUCAUUUGAUUCUCUCCCAUUACGACUUGGCGAGCACAACUGUGACUGGAAUACCAAUGAAAGAGGAGCAAAAUGCUAGCAGCUCUGCAAACUAUGACGUAGAAAUUUUCCAUGCUUCCGCGGCUCACUCUGCUAUUAUGAAAGGAAAUCCGCAAGAGUCUGCAUUGAUAAAAACGUUCAUGAAGUUAGAUGAGGUAUCAGAAUACGAGACUGUAACCUUGAAAUGGUGUACUCCACGCGGCUGCAGCGCAUCCGAGAUGCAGAAUUGUACUGCGAUGCACAGAAUCACGCCAGUCGACAUUAACAGCAGGCCUUCGUCGUGCCUUAUAAAUUUCCUGCUUAAUGGACGCUCUGUGAUGCUUGAAAUGGCUAGAAAAAGUGGUGGAAAAACAAUAUCACAUCUUCUUGCUGCCCAUGGAGGAGAAAUAUUUAUUCAUACCUUAUCAACAGCUAGAAGUGUGCUCGAGGAUCCACCCUCGAUAAGCGAAGGCUGCGGAGGACGAGUCACAGAUUAUAGAAUAACAGACUUUGGAACCCUCAUGCGUAAUAACAUGCUAGUCCCUCUGAAAAGAAGUCCUAGUGAUGACGGAGAAAGUCCAGCUGCUAAGAUGAGGUGCAGAUUAGAACGUCAUACAAGAUACUGGCCUAUUACGAUUUCGAGUACGCUCAUGUUUAAUUUAAAACAGCUAAUAGAUCCGUUAGCAGAACUGAUGGUUAAAGAGGAACUCACUACGGAAGAAGUACUUCAGUGUAAACAGGUGAUAUUCAGUAUUCUACAGCUGGAAGCAAAACACGAGGCACUUCCUUUGCCCAGUAUCGGCGGGGGCAGGGGCGGAAAGGGUGGAGUAAGACGUGAGGAACACUACAGACUUCUGUGGAGCGAGUUGGAAACGUUUUUAAAAAGCCAUGGUAGCCAAUCAGCCUCUCACACUGAAGUGAUAAAUUGUCUACUUGAAGUUCGAAACAAAGAUGACAAAGACAAGGUCGAGCUUGAUCAGGCACUACGAGAAUUGGAUGGACUGGGAAAAGAGGACGUAAUGGCUCGUGCUAGUGUAAUACGGGCUACAACGGAUUCUCCUAUGUCUCCUCCUCCAUGCAGCAAUUCAUCGUUAGGAAAACAGCUGCACAAAGGCGUUUUUCACCCUCCCAAAACUCUACUGGAUAUUUGGCUACAACGCAGCGCUCCGAAAGAGAGAAAACCAGAUUUUCACGGUCGGGUUAACAGCGAUGGUUUUAAAGCCAAACUUUACCCAAACCUCAAAGAAAUUGGUAGAGAACCGCGAGAAGCGAUAUUGGAAGCAUAACCGGAAUGCCUUAAUAAUACCACUAAGAUUAUUGUAUGGAAGUUGAACGUUGGAUCUAGCAAUAAGUUUCAAGAAAAAGACGCAAACUUUCGAAAUUUAAAAAUUGCUCUACCUGAGAUACAACUCUGCAUCCACGCACAUGUAAGAUAUUUGAACUACUGAAGUUAGUGGUUGGAGUAUAAAUACAGGUAUGUAUGUGCGUACAUUUCACCCUGGGAAUGAGUCAGAGUGAGAUAAAAGAACAACAUUGCGGAGGCGUUUGGUCUUAUGACACGUGUUGCACUCUACAGAAGUAUACAUAUAGUUAUAGUGUAAUAUACGUCACGUGUAUCAGUAGGACGUCUGCCUCCCUACGUCUGUUUUCUGAAUGCGAUAGGUAUAGUUAGGCAUACAUGUAUGUAUACAUAUUUUAUGUAUGUACCU